Laccaria bicolor S238N-H82 is the source of this 372-nucleotide messenger RNA. RefSeq lists its product as uncharacterized. Lineage: Eukaryota; Fungi; Basidiomycota; Agaricomycetes; Agaricales; Hydnangiaceae. The transcript has 5 exons. The record is from RefSeq and is a predicted model, not a curated record. Gene Ontology annotation, cellular component: fungal-type vacuole membrane; vacuolar transporter chaperone complex. Bases 1 to 372 code for a protein of 123 amino acids.
AUGUCCACCCAGCCUCUCCUUCAGCGGACAGCGACGAAGCGCAUCGCCCUCCCCGUUCGAGUCGAGCCGAAAGUUUCUUUCGCCAAUGAACGCACGUUCUUAUCAUGGUUACAUUUCACUGUCGUUCUCGGCGGUCUCGCUGUUGGCUUGUUGAACUUUGGCGAUAAGGUUGGAAAAAUUAGCGCAGCCAUGUUUUCCUUGGUCGCCAUGGCGAUCAUGAUCUACGCCUUGUAUACCUAUCACUGGAGAGCGAAUUCUAUUCGCCGUGGAGGACGUGGUCCUUAUGAUGACAGAUUUGGACCUACUGUCUUGUGCAUUUCCCUCUUGGUUGCCGUCGUUAUCAAUUUCGUCUUACGCUUUGCGCAAAACUGA